GGGGGCUGGUGGGGCGGCGGGGGGGAAGAUGCCCUAGAAGCCUCCCGGGAUCGGCCGGAGGAGCGAGCUGUUAAGUGGAGCUAGAGAGCAACAUUGCAACCUACUUGGAUUUUUUUUUUUUUGAGGGAGCAAAAUGUAUCAGAAUUUAACGUGUGGCUAUUAGAAGAACUGGCGAGAUCUGGUCCCGUCUGUAAGGUGCAGAUCCAGUCAUCUGUGAAUGCCCCACAGUCCAUUUCUCUGAGAUUCUGAACUCAGCAGCCUGACCACUCUCUGCUUUUGGGAUUUGGAGUCUCCCUCUUCACUGUGCCUCCCCCUCUCCUGCCCCCUUUCAUUCCCCCUUCCAAGAACUCCAGGGGAUUUGUUGGAUGGUCAUGGAGUCCCGGGAGAUCUUAAGUGGCUCCCGGCAAAGGGGGAUAGAGUCGGAUUUUCUGGCCGUCCCCUUAGCCAAGCCCUCGGCCGCUUCCGGCUGCCCAGGAGAACCUCUACAUGCCUCUGCGGGGUCUGGAAAAGGAAUCCCAGGGGGUGGAGAGCGCAUGGAGCCAGAAGAAGAGGAUGAGCUGGGUUCUGGGCGAGACAUCGAUUCCAACUCGAACGCGGACAGUGAGAAGUGGGUUCCUGGAGAUGGCUUGGAGGAGCAGGAGUUUUCUAUCAAGGAGGCCAACUUCACUGAGGGGAGCCUUAAGCUGAAGAUCCAGACAACUAAGAGGGCCAAGAAGCCCCCGAAGAACCUGGAGAACUAUAUUUGCCCCCCAGAGAUCAAAAUCACCAUCAAGCAGUCUGGGGAGCAGAAACUCUCGCGAACUGGGAAAAAUAGCAAAACUGCCAAGGAGGAAGACAGAAGCCACUCCAAAAAGAAGGUUUCUGAGAGGCCUCAGAAACAUUCUACCCUACACUAUGACCUGGGCCUCCAACAGGACUUCACCAGUGACACCUUAAAACCAAAGCACCAGCAAAAAAGCAGCAACCAGCACCACCUAGACUGGUGUGCCACCUCCAGCACUGGAUCCACAUCCCAGAGCUGCUUCAUCAGUUCCGAGUCUAGUCGAGAAACGGGAGCCACCACCAAGAUCCCUGCUCUCGAGCCUAUGGGUCCCUUUGUGAAGUCCCAAGGGAAGAAAGCCAGCGUGGGCAGCGCAUGGAGUCAGUUGUCCAGCGGUAACAAAGAUCUGAUCCUCUGUAAUGCUGCUCCGCCCCCAGGCCCCAUCAGUUCACCUUCCCAGCCUAGCCACUCAGCUGAGGGCAACGGGCUUCCGGCCUUAGUGGACCAAGAUGGAGGGCCGAGGGAGCCUCCUGACCCACCUGCUGGGAAUACAAAGAAGAAGUCCAGCAAGAAAGAGUCACUCAACCAAACUAUACAAAACCCAGACCUGGAAUGGGUCAAGAGUGCCCAGAAAGCAUUUGAGACCAAAACCCAUGACAUCAUAGAAGGGAAGAAGGAAUGCUACUCGGCAGAGAGCGUCCUAAUGGCAUCUCCAGCUAGGCAGAAUGGAAGUUCCGGCAACAACCCCGAAAGUGAUGUGAGUCACGUCCGAAUCACUAUCCCGAUAAAGACUCCGAAUCUAGAUCCACCGAGCCAUAAAAGAAAAAAGAGGCAGUCGGCCAAAGCUGGAGGAGAGAAGACCAUCCAGGAAAAAAUCCUGCCUUCUGGGCUUCCUCUGAGCAGCGAAAUACCUGGCAGGAUCCUUUCCCAUCCAGAGGGAGGCAAAAAAGACGUCCGGGCCCCAAAGCUGGGGAAAAUGAUGGAGAACGACUCUUCCUCUGUCACUCUCGAAAGCGUUGGCAGCAGCGAUAAAUUUCUCCCCAACAGCGCCUCGAGGCUCCGAAAGGCGGGCCCAUCCGUGUCAGCCCUGGCGUCCCUCAAUCUGUCUCCGGCGAGCACUCUGUCCGAAAUCCAGCACCCAAAACUCGCGGCUAAACGGAGAUGGACGUGCAGCAAACCAAAACCGACCAAUCUGCUGCGGGAGUCUGCUCUGAUGACCUCUGAGAAACUGCUGGUCGAGCCUCCCUCUGCUUAUCCCAUCACCCCCUCCAGUCCUCUGUAUACCAACACCGACAGUCUUACUGUGAUAACGCCAGUCAAAAAGAAGAGGGGGCGGCCCAAGAAGCAGCCCCUGCUCACUGUGGAGACGAUUCAUGAGGGGACGUCCACCAGCCCGGUCAGCCCCAUCAGCCGGGAAUUCCCUGGCACCAAGAAGAGGAAGAGACGACGGAAUCUGGCCAAGCUGGCCCAGCUGGUGCCGGGAGAGGAUCAGUCCGUAAGCGAGUUGAAAUUUCACAAGAAAGUCGGCAAGCUCGGCGUGCUGGACAAGAAGACAAUCAAGACCAUCAACAAGAUGAAGACCCUCAAGAGGAAGAACAUCUUGAACCAGAUCUUGUCCUGCUCCAGCAGCAUCGCUCUGAAGUCCAAAGUGCAGCCACAGUCCAGCACGGGGGCCACGGCCAUCGACACCAGGCUGGGGAAGCAGAUCAAUGUCAGCAAGAGAGGAACCAUCUACAUUGGCAAGAAGAGGGGCAGGAAGCCACGGGCGGAGCUGCCGCCCCCACAGGAAGAACCCAAGACAGCCAUCAAGCACCCGAGGCCUGUUUUGAGCCAGCCGGAAAACCCAGCAGUGCCUUCCAGCUUCCAGUCCCUUGUGGCCUCCUCACCAGCAGCUAUUCACCCUCUUUCGACCCCGUUAGUGGGGUCUAAUGGCAACCUUAGCCCCUCCAGCAAUGAAACCCAUUUUUCAGAAUUGAAAACUAUGCCAAAUCUCCAACCCAUCAGUGCGCUUCCCACAAAAACCCAGAAGGGCCUCCAUGGCGGGACGUGGAAACUCUCCCCACCCCGGUUGAUGGCCAACUCGCCCUCACACCUGUGCGAGAUCGGGUCCCUGAAGGAGAUCACUCUCUCUCCUGUGAGCGAGUCACACAGCGAAGAGACCAUCCCCAGUGACAGCGGGAUUGGGACGGACAACAACAGCACCUCCGACCAGGCGGAGAAGGGCUCCGAGUCCCGGCGGAGGUAUUCAUUCGAUUUCUGUUCCCUGGACAAUCCAGAGGCCAUCCCUUCCGACACCAGCACAAAGAACAGGCACGGGCACCGGCAGAAGCAUCUCAUCGUGGAUAACUUUCUUGCUCACGAGAGCGUGAAGAAGCCAAAGCACAAGAGGAAACGGAAGAGCCUGCAGAACCGAGAUGACCUCCAGUUCCUUGCAGACCUGGAGGAGCUCAUCGACAAAUUCCAAGUGUUUCGGAUCUCCCACCGAAGCUACACAUUCUACCACGAGAACCCCUACCCCAGCAUUUUUCGGAUUAAUUUUGAUCAUUACUACCCGGUGCCAUAUAUCCAGUACGACCCGUUGCUCUACCUGCGUAGGACCUCGGACGUGAAGUCGAAGAAGAAGCGUGGUAGGCCUGCCAAAACCAAUGACACCAUGACAAAGGUGCCUUUUUUACAAGGGUUCAGCUACCCUAUUCCCAGUGGGAGUUACUAUGCACCCUAUGGAAUGCCUUACACAUCAAUGCCUAUGAUGAACCUGGGUUACUACGGUCAGUAUCCAGCUCCUCUUUACCUGUCUCACACCCUUGGAGCGGCUUCCCCUUUCAUGAGGCCCACGGCGCCCCCACCCCAGUUCCACGCAAGCUCUCAUGUGAAGAUGUCCAGCACUGCCAAGCAUAAAGCAAAACACAGCAUGCACCUGCAGACCCCGGUAGGGAUGAGCCGGGGAGACCUGCAGCCCGCCCUGACUCCCCCAAAGGUCGGAGGGGCUAGUCUGCCCAGCAGCCGGCUCCACAAAAGGAAACACAAGCACAAGCACAAGCAUAAGGACGAGCGGAUCCUCGGGGCCCAUGAGAACCUCAGUGGCCUCUUUGCUAGCAAGGCCACCGGCUUCUCUGGCCACAUGAUCGGAGAGCGGUUGGGCAGCUCAGACAAGGACCUGUCCCUGAUCAGUGAGAAGAGCAAGCAUAAGGAGACACAGAAGCACCAGCAUUGCGAACCUGGACACAAGAACUCCAAGAGCAACUUUGAGGUCGACACCCUGUCGACCCUGUCGCUCUCCGAUGCCCAGCAGUGGACGCAGUCCAAAGAGAAGGGCGACGCGGGCAAUGAGCCAGCCGACUCCUGCAUGAAGAGGUACUCUGGCAGUGGGGACAGCGUCGGGACGAGGCCAGAGACCCUGGACGUGUUUGGAGAAAUGAACGGUCCAAGUGACAAGUGGGAGACUGAAGUCAGCGGGAGUAAGAGAAGAAGUUUUGAAGGGUUUGGAACUUACAGGGAAAAAGAAAUCCAAGCCUUCAGGAUGAACCGGAAAGAGAGAAAUACCUACGAUCCCUCUGGGUCUUCAGGAAUUACAAGCCCCCACUUGAAAGCAGACCAGAGUUCCCUGCAUAGUAAGAAUGAGGGCCCCAUAUCCACCGUGAUGACCAGAAGGAAACCAGCAGCAGUUGAAAGUGUUGCAACACCACCGACUCCAGUAUUAUCUCUCCUGGCUUCAUCAGCAGCCACGUCUGAAGCAGCCACCCCCCCACUGAAGAAAAGAUUCAAGCGCCGAGAAAUCGAAGCAAUCCAGUGUGAGGUGCGCAAGAUGUGUGACUACACCAAGAUCCUGUCCACUAAGAAGAACCUGGACCACGUGAACAAAAUCCUGAAAGCCAAACGGCUGCAGAGACAAUCAAAGACAGGCAAUAACUUCGUCAAGAAAAGGCGGGGCCGUCCCCGCAAGCAGCCUCUCCCUUUCGAUGAGGACUCCAGAGACCAAAUGCCCAUCCUGGAAAAAUGCAUUGACCUCCCCAGCAAGCGAGGACAGAGACCUGCCCCGAACCCUUUGGUUUUGGAACAGGCAGCUAGCCAGGACACCAUCAUGGCCACCAUCGAGGCGGUCAUCCAUAUGGCCAGGGAGACCCUCCCCCCUCCUCCUCCACCUCCCCCUCCCCCCACCCCUUCCCCUCUGUCCCGGACACCGAGAGGCGGGAAGAGGAAACACAGACAGCAGCAGGAGGAGGAAGUGAAGGCAAAAAGGCACCGGAAAUCUCGAGGCAGUGAAACCGAAGCCCUUCCCUAGGGUCGGGCGGGAUGAACUGAAUGUCGGCACCAAGUGCCAGACGCUAUCCGGACUGACAAAUUGCAGCGUGCAAAAGGGAACG
Tachyglossus aculeatus (Australian echidna) is the source of this 5124-nucleotide messenger RNA. It is a transcript of the gene SETBP1, whose product is annotated as SET binding protein 1. Lineage: Eukaryota; Metazoa; Chordata; Mammalia; Monotremata; Tachyglossidae. Gene Ontology annotation, molecular function: DNA binding. The record is from RefSeq and is a predicted model, not a curated record.